GUUCCGAUUGUUCAUUUGGGUGUAGUUCUUUUGUAUGAUUGUUUUUUACUGCUUUAAAUAUUCUUUUUAUUUGGGAUGUAAAGAAUAAAGCUGUAUAGUUUUUACAACAUGGAUAGAGCAAAUGCCUUUUGGCUGUUCUUCUACAAACAGCUCAUGGUAUUGCGAUUCCGUUACAAAAGUAUUGGAUUCAUUUUGGUCGUCUGUUUUGGAUUGCAAUACUUACUUCUUCGUUUCAUGUACCAGCCUAUACAGCCCUUAAUGGAGUUUUACAGUCCUUCUAGCCCGGAAACAUUGCUAAAUGGUUGCUUCUUCGAUGUUGAUCAAACUUUCUUUGCUCCCGAUACAGCGGAAGUCAUUUCGUUCAUGGAAGAGAAGUGCGGUUCUCCCUUGGAGAUGAAAGGAUUCUCCCAUACCGAAGCAAUGGUGAAAACUAUUGAGGAAUGUAAAGACAGUUGUGUUGGUGUACAAUUUAAAUUUCCCAUUGAAGGAAAUAAAACAACACCUUCAUUAGAAUAUAUCAUCUAUACGAAUCGCAUGAAACUCCAUCCCGAACAUCGCUAUGUAACAGACAGCUUGGACAGUUCAUUCAGUCAAUCAAGCGAAUAUUCACACUUUAUAAAACUUCAACAUUCAAUUGAUUUGGAUUACAUAUCGCAAAUAACAAAUAUGCAGCCGGAAAUAACAGUACAAAUUGGAUCAAUGCCCUAUAUGCGUGGAGGAUACUUUCAAAAUGAAGCUGGAAUCACAUUUGGAUACCUUUUUCCAAUAUUUUUUCUAAUUCUAUUAGAGAGCACAUUCUUUGUACCAUUAGUAGAGGAGAAGCAAGACGGUUUAAAAGAGUUUUUGGUUAUCGCAACCCCAUUGUCGUAUUUAAACGGAAUUUCCUUUUAUGUGGUGCGUUUAAUAGUAUAUACGAUGUAUUCAAUAUCUGUAUUAGUUGUAGCUGGUAAAUAUAACGCUUUAGGUAUAAUACCAGAAUUUUUGGUAUUUAUAUUGGCCGUCCUGUUCAUGCUUGCGAUGAUGUCCUAUACGUAUUUGAUAUCUGUAUUUUUCAAUACAGUUUUCUACGCCAAAACAUUUGGUUUUCCUCUAUUAAUCGCACCAUUAGCAUUUAAAUUUAUAUCAAAUAGCGUAGGUAGAGCUGACGUAUAUUUGUUUACUCUGAAUGCCUUCACAGAAGCUUGGAAUACCUUUCAAAUCGUAGGAAAUAAAUAUGAAAAAUUUGAAAUCUUUAAUCUACAUAAAAAAAUAACUGCUUCUUCGUUCAGCAUAUGUCAAAUCUAUAUAAUACUUGUAGCGCAGACAAUCGUCUACUCACUAUUAUAUAUAUAUUUAGCUCAUAUUUUUCCUGGCCCAGGUGGCAUAAAAAAAUCAUACUUGUUCUUUUUAGAGAAAAAAUUUUGGAAGAAAGCUGAAUUCAACGAAUAUAUUACAAGCUCCAAUUGUUCAGACGCCAUUAUAAUACAAAAUUUGCAAAAGCAAUUCAAUGCUAGUGGGCGCAAAAUUGUAAUAGCCGAUCGUUUAAAUAUGACUAUUAAAAAUAGACAAAUAACAGUUUUAUUAGGUCAUAAUGGUGCAGGAAAAACCACAACCAUUAAUAUGAUAAUGGGUUUGGUGACAAAGGAUGGCGGGAGAAUUUCGGUUUGCAGUGAACGUGAUGUUUCAUGUUAUAGACAUUUAAUCGGAUACUGCCCACAGAACAGUAUUUACAUGCAGUAUAUGACGUGUAAGGAACAUUUGAUUUUCUUUGCGAAGCUAAGAGGUUUGGGACAUCAGGAGGCUCAAACAUUAGCUAACAAAUUAUUGAAAGAACUAAAUCUUAAAGAAAAAGCUAAUGAAUAUGGUAAAAGUCUUUCGGGUGGUAUGAAACGCCGCCUUUCACUGGGUAUUGCUAUUGCAGGAGACACCAAAAUUGUGGUAUUGGAUGAACCAUCUUCAGGUUUGGAUAUUCAGUCUCGGCGAGAACUGUGGGAUAUUCUGUUGGAGCUACGUAAAACCAAGGCAAUUCUAAUAACUACUCAUCACAUGGAGGAAGCAGAAGUUCUGGGAGACACCAUAAAUAUUUUGUCAAAUGGUCGCCUGCAAUUGACUGGUUCUCCUUUGGAAUUGAAACGGAAAGUUGGAAGUGGAUACAUCUUGAAAUUAUGUGUCAAUCCUAGCCAGUAUAAUGAAGACGAGUGUUUAGAACUUAUAAAAUUUCACGUGCCAUCGGCUAGCAUUAUGAACAUUGUUCCACCCACCAUAUCAAUAACUUUGCCAUAUGACUACAAAAGUAAUUAUUCCAAAUUGCUAAAAGAACUAGAAAGACAGCACAUCGAGUUGGGUAUUAACACUAUAUCUAUAACAGACACUACCUUAGAAGAUGUAUUUCUCAAUUCUGCACCCAGAGGUAAUGAAGAUGAGGUUGAUGGAGCCGUUAAUUGUCGUGGAGGAACAACAGUUAGAGUACCUUAUCAACGUUUGGAUUCAUUAAAAAAUGUUUAUUGGUAUCAGCAAUUUGCGGCAGUUGCAUAUAAAAAAUUGCUAUUUUUGAAGAACGAUUGGAUAUUAGCUUUGUUUUUAAUAACAAUACCAUUUUUAUUGACGACAUUAGCUAUUAUCAUAAUACAUUCUUCGACGAUUCUUAAUUUUGGUACUGGACUUAAAUUAUCAUUAGAUCAUUAUGAAAAUGGCAGGAUUUAUGUAAGCACUCCAAGUGAUGCUACUUCGGGCGUGGUAAAGUUCACAAAUCUUUUGAGACAACAAAUUAAAAUGCAUCCCGGAAUAGAAGUUAAACAUUUGACACUAAACUCCACAUUCAAUAUCGAAGAUGAAUUAAUUGAAAUUAUGAAAGGAGAUUUUUUUAAUUUUCAACAAAACGUAAUUGGCACCAUACACAUAAGUGGGGAAAGUUUUCCAAUCGUGAGCAUAUUGUAUUCUACAAACAUGUUUCAUAGUCCAGCAAUACUUACAAACUUAGUGGACAAUGUAAUAUAUAUGUGGAACACUAAUAAUAAUAAUGAAAUCUUGAAGACAACAUAUGCACCUGUAACUAUUCAAAAUUCCUCUGCUGGUUCUUUACAAUUAGCGUAUUAUGCUACGUUUGUUCCAAUGGGUGUAUUUAUGAUGAUAUUCUACUUUGCCAUAUUGCCUUUUAAGGAAAAUCGAAGUGGAUUUAAACGAUUGCAAGCUACAUCGUCUAUUGUGUACUGGUCUAGCAAUUUAAUUUUCGAUUUGAUUCUUUUGUUUCUCGUUUGCUGCUGUCUUUUUACUUAUCAAACAUUAAUUAUGCCCGAUGAAUUGUAUAAUAUUAGUGAUUUAUAUAGAAUUGUUUCAGCUAUAUUCUUUUACGGUCUAACAUAUCUACCGUUACUAUAUUGUCUUACUAAUAUUGUAACCACUAUGUCAGCUUUGUCUACUUGUUUGGUAGCUCUUUAUUACGCCUCAAUAAUCCCCACAUUGAUUCUAUCAACAUCUGUUGGAGAUAUGAUCAAGUACGAAAAUUAUAUAACAUUCCUACGAAUUUUACCUGACUUUAAUUUAUGCCACCAAUUACGUGUUAUUAAUGAGCGUUUUAUAAAUAAUCGAGCUGACCACAUACCAGAAGAAAUUCGCAAUGAACUAAACAACAAAAAUUUUCUACAAUUGGGUACUUUCUACAUCUACGUGUUUCUACUAUUUCCACUUCUUAUGUGCAUAUUCCUAUUCGUUGUGGAAAACAACAGACGUCGACACAAAAUUAGUAGCGCUUUUAAAAUAAACCUGUUUAAAACCAAACCAUCAAGAGAUAAUAGUGACAACGAACAAGAUCGAUUUAUACAAGAAGAAAAGUCGACUGUUGAAAAAAUUAUCAAGGAUAAUGUGGAAACAGAAUAUCCUUUAUUGGUUAAAGAUGUGUACAAAAAAUACAAUGAAAAAGUUACCGUGAAUGAUUUAAAUUUUGUUGUUCGCAAGCAAGAAUGUUUUGGACUUCUUGGAGUUAAUGGCGCCGGAAAAACGACAACUUUUGAAAUGAUUGCAGCGAAUCAAGUUAUUACCUCUGGAACUAUAAAAAUUGAUGGUGUUGAUAUAGCGCAAAAUGAGUCGGAGUAUCGUUACCGAUUUGGUUACUGCCCACAAAACGAAAGUCUUAAUGAAUUUAUGACGGCUUAUCAAACCCUUAAGUAUAUGGCUUUAUUACGAGGAAUAAAAUACCAACACGUUCAUGACGAAGUCAUGUAUUGGAUAGAAAAGUUGGAUUUAAUGGAUUUCAAAAAUGUUGACGUAAAACAUUAUUCGGGAGGAACAAAAAGAAAGCUGCAGACUGCUGCUGCCAUGAUUGGCAGUCCAUCAUUAGUACUAUUAGACGAACCAACAACUGGUGUUGAUCCUAUAUCUCGGCGUUUUCUCUGGAAAACAAUACAGGAUUUUCAAAAGCGAGACAAAACCAUCGUACUUACAUCUCACAGCAUGGACGAAUGCGAACAUCUGUGUAAUCGACUAGCCAUAAUGGCCGAGGGGCAGUUUAAAUGUCUGGGGCACGUACCCGAACUUAAACAGUUGUAUGGUGCCGGAUUCACUAUAAGCAUAAAAUUGCGAACAAAUGAAGCAACAGAUAUUGAAGUUCAGACUGUAACACAUCAUUUAAAAGAAAUAUUUCCACAUUGUAAACUACGAGAGAGCCAUGCCGGAAUUUUAACUUACUUCAUUAAAUCAUUCGAUAUAAUAGCAUGGUCUGAUGUUUUUUCUAGAUGUGCUCAAUUCCAAAAUAUUGCCGGCGAUUUUGUAGAGGAAUAUUCAGUAAAUGAAACAACAUUGGAAGAUAUAUUUUUGAAGUAUGAAAAAUAUCACGAAAGACAAAGCAACAGCAAUGGCCAAGUAAAUGUGAGCGAUUCACCAGUCUAAUUAUCAACGUGAAACUAAGAAGGUCUGCAUUAAAAAUAUGCCAAUUACAAAAUAAUUGUAUUUAUUUCCAUAACAUAUAUAUGAUUGACAAUUAAUGUCAAACUUAAUAUCAAACUAAUUAAAUUGCGUAAAAAGACCUACAUUUUAUAGACAUUUUUCUAGUACGUAUUAUCUUAAUAUAAGGUCUUUAUAAGAAAUCUCAAACAUGUAAGACAUUUGUUUAUAAUCAUCAUUUAUGUCUAAAGUGCUUUAUACACACUUUUAUGACCACAUUUAUUGACAUUAACAAACGCAAAUAUACUUUUUUAUUCGAAUAUACAAAAAACUACUGGUAAAUGUGCAAAAUGACUAAAACCAUGUGGUAUAUAUGCAUAUUCAACAUACUGUUAAAAAUUCCAAUACCGAAAAAUAACAAAAAAUAAUUGUCAAAAGCUUAAAAUGUAUUCAUCAUUAUUUCAAUAAUUUAAAAAAUUGGCCCUGCAGUUGAUGUUUUUUACAUAUAUAUGCGGCUAACGAAACCGCUUUUAUUUAUUUACAUAUUUUAAUUUUGCACUAAAAAGUAGAAAAGAUUCUUCAAAUGUAUCUGUUGAUAUUACGUCCAGGUUCACAAUAUUUUAGACUAACCAUUGGCAUUCAAUAAGCUACAACGAGAAUUGAAUCAACCCUUAAUUGUGAACUGAAGUAAGUAAGCGUUCAUAAAAAUUUGCAUUUAUUGGUAAAUGUAGAACAUACAUUCUGAUUUUAUAACAAAUGUAUUUGGAGUGACAAACAAAUUUGAUCUAUGAUAUUCUUCUUUUAUUAUUAUUAUUAUUUAUUUAUUUAUUUUUUUUUUUUUUUUGUUAAAUAAGCGUUUUGGUGUUGCUUGUUAUUUGGAUCAUGGAAGUAUGUUGAUUUGAUGCACAAUUUCACGGAUAUAAGAGAAAUAAAAAUCAUCAUAACAACAAACAAACUUUUUUCAAUGUAGUCGUGAAAUUAAUUUCAAUUAAUUUAUAAUAUAUAUAUUUUUUUGUAAGACAUAAAACUUUAAAUAUUAUUAAUUAAUUAUAAUUACCAGCAUACUUCUUUCACCUUUCGGUUUUAUAUCUAAUGCAGUUAACAAUUAUAAAUCUAAAAAAAAAUAACAAAUGUAAAUUCUAUACAACAUUUCUGACGAGGGUUAUUAAACAAACCACAUGAACAUAUAAACAUAAAAGUAUAGCAAAUUAUACUUUUCGAUUAUACUUAUAAUUAUCUAUUAGAUAAAGGACGUGAACAAAAUAUAGAUUUCAUUGUGUUAUAGAAUUUAUAACGUAUACCUACCUAUAUUUUAACAUCUCUUAUUCAUAAAAACAUUUAUAGAAUAUUAUUUAUUCCAUUCCUAUUUAUUAAUUUCAUUGUAUAUUUUAUAUGCUUAAAUAAAAAUAAUGUAAAACCAUUUAAAUAAUAAACAUUUAAACUUAAUAACUUAUUGAAAAGAGGUGCAGCUGUACUAAUGUACUGUACCAAACCAAUUGACAUCUCUUGAAACAAAUCCGUUCAUCGAAAGUCUUGUCUCUAAUCUCUAGACUUGUUAGCGAGGACUGAAUUACUUUAGUGCAAUGAUGCACAGGAUGCAGCUGCACCCACUGUAACCCUGUUCUUAAUUGAGUUAUAAAUCUAAAUAAAAAGGAUUAUAUGCUGAAAUCAUGUACAACUUUAUUAAAAAUAAUUCCAUUAACAAUCAUA
Messenger RNA from Musca domestica (house fly), 6567 nucleotides. RefSeq names its product ATP-binding cassette sub-family A member 17 (gene Eato). The coding region runs from base 109 to 4863 and encodes 1584 amino acids. NCBI's taxonomy places the organism in Eukaryota, Metazoa, Arthropoda, Insecta, Diptera, Muscidae. Gene Ontology annotation, molecular function: ATP hydrolysis activity; ATP binding; ABC-type transporter activity. The record is from RefSeq and is a predicted model, not a curated record. The transcript has 21 exons. Gene Ontology annotation, cellular component: membrane; intracellular membrane-bounded organelle. Gene Ontology annotation, biological process: lipid transport; transmembrane transport.